This is a messenger RNA of Carassius auratus (goldfish), 4879 nucleotides long. It is a transcript of the gene reps1, whose product is annotated as RALBP1 associated Eps domain containing 1. The record is from RefSeq and is a predicted model, not a curated record. NCBI's taxonomy places the organism in Eukaryota, Metazoa, Chordata, Actinopteri, Cypriniformes, Cyprinidae. Gene Ontology annotation, molecular function: calcium ion binding; protein binding. Gene Ontology annotation, biological process: endocytosis; endosomal transport. The coding region runs from base 447 to 2759 and encodes 770 amino acids. The transcript has 20 exons. Gene Ontology annotation, cellular component: plasma membrane; cytoplasm.
UCCGGGUCCUCCGCCUGGGCCAUGACGUCACGGGGUCCAGGAAUGGCGGCGCUGUCUGCAGAGAGAAGCAGUUCAAAGAGCCAGAAACUUUAUUCCUAACAUCGCUCCGCGGCUACACGAGCUCCACCGCUCCACCGACGGCCAUAUCCUCCUCUUAAAGAGCCAACCCGACGGCGGUACCCAGUAUCGACGCUGUUGCAGCUGAAUUCUGACGUCCCAGGCUCUAUUAGUUUGCUUGACUUUGCGAGGGCCAAAAGACAAGAGCACAGACAGCGACUAACGGUACAUAAAACAACAACACGCGCCCCGAAAAACGCUCUUUCGGGUCUGUCCAUUUCAUAGAAGGAUCUUACUUGUGUUUUGCUAGUUUCUUGUCUUACACAUACACCGAAAGGCACGACACUGGCCUGAUAAGGUGAAGCCACCGCUGCGGGUUUGAUGCCACGAUGGAGAGUUUAAUACUGAGCGAUUUCGAGCAGAAAUAUUACUCUGAACUCUUCCUCUCGUGUGAUGUGGAUAACACCAAGAAAGUGGCCUCCAAUGGCAAAGUUCGGGACCUCUUUCGGGCGGCCCAGCUUUCAAACGAAGUGGUCCAUCAGAUUAUUGAACUUUGUGGGGCUACGCGCCUGGGUCAUUUCGGUCGGAGUCAGUUCUACAUUGCACUGAAGCUCAUUGCACUGGCCCAGUCUGGACUGCCCCUGCGCGUGGAGAGCCUGAACAGUGUCAGGGAUCUGCCCCUCCCUCGCUUUGUGAUGGGCAAGAACGAGCAGGAGACGAGGCACACAGUCAUGUACACAGACACUGAGAACCAGGGACCCUACCUCCCCAGACCUCCAGGCCGGGUGCAAGCCAAAAAAGUGUCAGCGCAUGAGAUGAUUCAGCCAUGUGUACCCACUGUAGAGCCACAGCCGGACACCACAUCUCCUGUAGUGUCACCGCACCAGUCCCCUCCCACUUCGCCCCAUGCCUGGAGGAAGCACAAACGCCAGGCUAGCGGUGGAAACGUGGACAGACAGCCCUCAGUGCCAGGAGUUGUUUGGCCACCUUUUAGAGAAGCACAGCCAGGACCAGUUACAGGUGAAGGGAUGUGGUCCGCCCAUUCACCCCCUCCUGUCCAGGAAAGUUGGCCGGACAGCACAACAGUACGAACUGUGCUAUCUGCAAUGAUCACAAAUGAAAUCCAAAGACAGACCAGCGGUUAUGAUGACCCCUGGAAAAUCACUGAUGAGCAAAGACAGUAUUACAUAAACCAGUUUAAGACCAUUCAGGCUGAUCUCACUGGUUUAAUCCCUGGAUCAGCCGCAAAGGAAUUCUUUACAAAGUCGAAACUGCCUAUUUUAGAACUGUCUCACAUUUGGGAACUAUCAGAUUUUGAUAAAGAUGGUGCACUGACCCUGGAUGAGUUCUGUGCUGCGUUUCAUCUUGUGGUCGCUAGGAAAAAUGGUUAUGACCUUCCUGAAAAGCUCCCUGAGAGCCUAAUGCCAAAGCUUAUUGACUUGGAUGACUCAGCAGGAGUUCCAGAACCUGCUCCUGAGGUGGGCUUUUCUGCUUCCCCUGUGGAGGUCACUCCAAAUAAGUCUCCUUCCAUGCCUUCCCUGAACCAGAACUGGCCUGAGCUCAAUCAAAGCAAUGAGCAGUGGGAGACUUUUAGCGAACGCUCCUCAAGCUCACAAACUCUGACCCAAUUUGAUUCUAACAUUGCACCAGCUGACCCUGAUACAGCAAUAGUCCACCCUGUGGCCAUUCGUAUGACACCCAGCAAGAUCCACAUGCAAGAGAUGGAGCUCAAGAGAACUGGAAGCGAUCACACACAUCCAACAAGUCCGUUAAUUGUGAAACCACCAGAACUUUCUGAUGAGACCAAGUUAGCAGCAACUAUUAAGUUUCCUGGUACCACUGUUGGAGAUGGCUAUAGCAGUUCAGAUUCAUUUACAUCUGAUCAAGAGCCCAUUUCCAGUGCUGUGAACAGACAAAGGUCUCACUCUGGCACCUCUCCGGAAGGACUGAAGGUUGUGGCUCCACCCCCGCCUCCACCCCGCCCCCACACCACUCACUCACGGUCCUCCUCUCUAGACAUGAACAGAAACUUUGCUGCUGUCCCUGCAGGUCCGCAGCAGCCGGGUGUAGUUGCCUUUCCCCCAGCAGUGCCUCCCAGACCACUGCCCACACAGACAUCAGUUCCUCAUGGUCACCGUUCGGUAGAGGGAGAUGGUCUUCCAGCACAUACCAGCACGUCACCCCAGCAGAUGCCAGAACAGCCCAACUUUGCUGACUUCAGCCAGUUCCAGGCUUUUGCUGUCGACCAGCCGGCAGAUGAUGGAGAGAAACCAUCUGACAGUGGACAGGCAGAAAGAUGUGCAGAAACCACCGGGACAAUGAGAACAGCAAAGACCGACAUUCAGUCAGAGGACCGAAAUGCAACCACUGUCAAUUCUGCCAAAGUAUCCACUCCAUUGGCCCCACCCCCUAAACCCGUACGUCGAAGACUGAAAUCCGAAGAUGAGCUCAGACCAGAUGUGGAGGACCUUCCGCAAAAGUCUAACGUCAUAGCCACUGUUCUAGCAACCCAGCCCUCAAUUCCACGGUCUAUCGGUAAAGAUAAGAAGGCUAUCCAGGCUUCUAUUAGAAGAAACAAAGAAACAAAUACGGUUUUAGCCAGACUCAACAGUGAAUUACAGCAGCAGUUGAAGGACCUGCUAGAAGAAAGAAUCUCGCUUGAAGUGCAACUGGAACAGCUUAGACCUUUUUCGCAUUUGUAAACCGUGUGUGUGUGUUCGCUUCAGAUUGAAUGUUUGUGUGUAUGAAAGUGUGAUUACCCCAGUUUUCUCUUGUUAUUUGUGUUUGAGUGGUCUGUUGGAUCCUCUGGCAGGAUGUCCAUUUCACCCGUCUCCACUCCUCUGCUUAUUGUGUGAGAAGAGACACAGUCGCUGCUUCCUCCAGACUGUUUCUGUCUUACACAGCCAUACAGAGGGAUGGGGUCCAGGAACAUUAUCCGUUAUGGCACUUUGAUGAAACAGAAAGUCUGAGUGGUUGUGUGUGUAAUACCCCAGAUUUUGCAGGUUAUGUUUAGCGUGUGAGGCAAGAGCCUGAUGUCAUGGCCGGCGGGAGGCUGUAAUUCUGGUAAACAUGAAGGAGCCGUUUCCCCUCCUGUUCUCCAGAGUCCUGAGGCAGCUUGUCAUGUUCUUCCAUGUUCGAGGCACCCCUGUGUGCUCAGACAAUCAUGUUAGGCCAUGCACUGGUCGUACAGAGGGGAGAACUGAUUUUUGGGAGAUCAUACUAUUUCAAAAGUACGAUUUAGAAAAUUGAUUCUGACAGGCACUUGUUAAAGGGACAGUUCACUCAAAACUUAAAAAAAAUAUAUAUAUUUUUUUCAACCUUAUGUUGUUAUUAACCCAUAUUACUUUAAAAAAAAAAUUUUUUUUUUUGAAGAAUAAUAUUGGUAUCUGGUCUUUUUAAAGUAAUGACAGUAUACAAGUAAGGGGGAUUUCAAGCUCAAAAGAUACUCCAAAAAUGUGUGCUAUAUUGAAAUGAUUUCAUUGUAAUUGUUGUAAGGAACAGACACAGAUUUUUAAUUUUUUUUUGUGUGUAGUGUUCUUCUGCUGCGACUGAAUCAUUGAGUGAAACUUGAGCACUGGAUCAGUUGAUGGUGAAUGAUUCAUUCUUUUUUUUUCUUUCUCUCUCUGGAUCAUCUGAAUCUUUGAAAAGUUACAAACUAAUCAAAUUAAUCUUGUUGACAACUCGGACUUCUCUUACAGAAAAAUGAAUUACAGAAUUCUUACAGAAAAUUAUGAAUAACAAUUUAAACUUCAGUCUGUUCCUCGUGUAAAAGCUGUUUUAUGGCUUUAAUAAUUAGAAAUAUAAUGCACAUUUUGUAUGGGGUUCUUUUUAUGCGCCUUUUGUUUGUUAGCCCUCAUUAUGUUAAAAAGAGUGAACAGGAUAUUCUCCAAAAACACUUUUUGUGUCACAUGAAAAAAAGAAAAAACUUACUGAGCAAAUUACAGAAUUGUUAAUUUUGAAUGAACUGCCUCUUUAAUUUUUCUUUCUCGCCAUACUGGUGGACAGCACAUCUGCACUGCUGUGCAUGGGAGUGUUUGAGGACAAUAGUUACUAUGGUAUGGCAUCAAAAACUGCUUUCUUUUUUUUUCUCUUAACACACUCUGGUGGUGUGUUAUUACAAAACGACCCAUUCAACCUUGUACAGUCUUUCACCCCGGGAUGGCAGGUGUCCCUCUCUCAGUCUCAAAUGUUGGCUGUACCUUAUACGGUACAUCAUCUGAUUCAGUCCUGCAUCAUAAACACUUGUGACAUCAUCGGUACGUGAACCUGAGACCUAAAACGGUGACUGCACUCUCUCCCCUUCGGCUUUCAUUUGUCUUAUCUCCUCACUAUUUUUGCAUGUCGUUCACAAUCUCAUUUUGUAUAAAAGGCUCUAAACGACGAACCACUCGAAUUGUAUCUGUAACGUCUGAACUAAUGUGACGUUUGUGUUGUUACAUAGACUUGCACCAUGUCUUUCAUUCGUCAGUUUGUUUUGACUGAUGUCCGUGUUUUUAUUCUGCUCCUCCUUAAAGCCUUACUUCCUGGUGUGCAGGUUUUCACAGUAAUGUAUCCCCCACGUGCUAAAUCAAGGUGAGCCUUUUCUCCCUGCUGUUCAGGCUGAUUUACUGUAUCAGGGGUAUGUUGUAUAUUGUAUGAUACACACCUUUUGAUCUCUCAUGUACAUUUGCAUUAAUUGCUGACUAACAGCAAAUAUUCUAUUUAAUUGCUUAUAUAAUGGCUGUGGGAUCAUAAAUGUCAAAAACUGCAUGGAUGUGUCUCUGCAGAAUGAACUAGCAGCUGUGUGAUUUUUACACAAAAUAAAAAUGGCACAAUAUUUUAA